GGUGGUCAUUUCCGUCUAUUUCAAAAGCUAAGGCGUAUUAAGAGGAAAAUAAAUAAAUAUUCGAGACUCAGAAACUCAAAUCAGUCCAGUAGUCCGCUGUUUCUUCCCCGGUCCGUGUUUCCCUUUGAGGCAAACCAACAAACAAACGCUCACAUUUUCGCGCGGCGUUGCAUUUGAUGCAAGUACUCAGCGAAUAUAUUCUUUGCAUAAUUGCGUUACUAGUUGAUUAUCACGUUUCUCAGACUGAUGAAUAGUAGUUUCAAUUCACCGAAUCCGCUGAAGAACGCAUACUGUAUUUAUUUAUUUUUAAUUGUAAACCCUAGCUGCGGUUUGAUGUUUCUCUUGUAGGAAUUAUAAAAGUUAAAUGUCUUCAAGCAAUUUGGUUGCAGAAGCAGUUUGGAGUGAGAUUAAAUCGACUCGUUCAGUUACAGAUAAUCAUCUUUCCAUUUCAGAUUGCAUUUCUUGUACGGGAAGAACCUCGAGCGUGCUACAAAGAUAGUUGAUCAGAGAGGUGUAAAGAGAAUUGUUGGAGAACCUAGUGGCCGUUGCGUUUUUCAGGUUGUGGGGGAAUCAAGGAGAAAAGAAGAGUAUUUCUGUUUUGCUGAACAUUAUUGUGCUUGUUAUUCAUUCUUUUACGACAUUGUCAACAAAGGAGAACAGAUUUGUUGCAAGCACCAAUUAGCUGCACAACUUGCUGUAUCUGUAGGAGCUUGUGUGGAGGUCAAGGUGUCUGAUGAGGAGCUAGCGCUUCUUCUUUCCAAACUCUGAUAACUUAGAGCGUAAGAGAUGAAGUGCUUAAGUCCGGUCCACUUGUUUCGUACUGUGAUGAAAACAAAUGAACUGAAGCCAGGACGGCUGCUAGGUUUGGAUGUGGGACACAAAUAUGUUGGGUUGGCUAUAUCAGAUCGUGAAAAUAGAGAAGCUUUACCUCUAAGCGUAUUAGUCCGUAAACAGACAAAUAUUGAUCUAAUGGCAAAAGAUUUCCGAACUUUGAUUUCCGAACUUUCUUUAGGGGGGCUCGUUAUCGGCUGCUGUUAUACUCGAAAUGUUUCACAAGUAGAAAGUUUCCAAGUAAAAGAUCUAGUUCAAGAUCUCCGUAAGCGAGAAGAACUUGAAGAUGUAAAAUUUACAUAUUGGGAGGAGCAUUUUACUUCAAAGAUCGUUCUGAAUACCAUAAACCCUCUGAAGUAUCUCCAUAAUAAUAACAAAAUUGUGGACUACAAGGCUGAGGCAAUAAAUCGUCGCCGUUUUGAUGAGAAAACUGCCGUCGACAAACUUGCUGCAGUUGCUAUACUCCAGGAGUACCUGGACUUCAUGAACAGAAGUUCACAGUUGCACAAUCCUUCUAGCACCCAUGAUAUAGAGAGAUCAGUAGGUGGUGGGACUUAACUUAAAAAGGCGAGAGUAAAAUUUGCUUGAUAGUUGAAAACAAGGCCGGACUCGGAAGUCUCUCGGGUAUAAGACACGCGUUUCUUUUUUUAAUCAGGUUUUGCUGCAGUUAAAGAGCAAAAUCCGAUCUCUCUUUAUCUGGUUGUUGUGUUAAAAAUGGGAGUUCAUCGAUUAUCUAUGAGAGCGGUGAGUUAGCUAAGUCAUUGCUCUUAAGCAAUUCUUGUUCUAGAUCCUCUUCUUUCUUAAACUAGUGUCAUCCAAAACCUCUGUACUUUUUACUCUAAUUAUAUGAAGUGAGGAGUUAUAAUUUUAGUUUUUGCAAGAACAAA
Papaver somniferum (opium poppy) is the source of this 1718-nucleotide messenger RNA. Its product is annotated as zinc finger SWIM domain-containing protein 7. The record is from RefSeq and is a predicted model, not a curated record. Gene Ontology annotation, molecular function: zinc ion binding. Gene Ontology annotation, biological process: double-strand break repair via homologous recombination; rRNA 5'-end processing. Gene Ontology annotation, cellular component: Shu complex. NCBI's taxonomy places the organism in Eukaryota, Viridiplantae, Streptophyta, Magnoliopsida, Ranunculales, Papaveraceae. The coding region runs from base 787 to 1389 and encodes 200 amino acids. The transcript has 10 exons.